AUGGCAAAGUCGACAACAAAGGGAACCAAGAAGGUCAAGGCUUCUGCCCCACCUAAGAAGGUUUCAAAAGAAGAAUCAUCAUCAUCGAGUGAAUCAUCUGAUGAUUCCAGCUCAAGUUCUUCAAGUGAAUCUUCUUCAGAAGAGGAAGAGGAAGUGAAGGAAGAAAAAGAAGAAGAAACUUCAUCUAGCUCGUCAAGCUCAUCAAGCGAGUCUUCAUCCUCCGACGAAGAGGAAGAGGAAGAAGAAAAAGUUGCAGUGAAGGAAGUUGACAAGAGCAAGAAAAAGAAAAAGAGCCCUUCUCCAAGCUCAAGUGAGUCAUCAUCAUCAUCAUCCAGUGCAAGCUCGAGCGAAGAUGAAGAAGAGGAUGUUGUUGAAAAGAAGGAUGUCAUGAAAAUAACAAAGUCAGGAAAAGAGUCCACUUCAAGCUCAAGUGAGUCGUCAUCUUCUUCUUCAUCUAGCGAAGGAGAAGAAGAAGAGGAAGCAGCUGUUGAAACUGUUGAAAAAACCAAAAAGACCAAGAAGAGCUCCAGCUCCAGCUCCAGCUCAAGUUCUAGUUCUAGCUCAAGCUCAAGUUCUGAGUCAUCAUCAGAUGAAGAAGAAGAAGAAGAAGAGGAAAAAACCGUUGAGACCAAGAAGACUGUGAAAGAAAAAGAACAGUCGUCAUCAUCAUCAUCCGAGUCUGAUUCUGACUCCGACUCCGACUCCGACAGCUCAAGCUCGAGCUCAUCAUCUGAUUCCGAUUCCGACUCUGACUCUGACUCAGAUGCUGAUGAAGAAAUGGAAGAAGCUAAAGAAGAAACACCAAAGAAGCGUAAGAUUGAAGAAGUGGAAACAAUCACCCCAGCUUCAAGCAAGAAACCAAAAGCUGGAUCAGAAGAAGAAACUAGCGAAGAAGGUGCUACGUUGUUUGUUGGUAGAUUGUCAUGGAACAUUGACGACGAGUGGCUACAAAAGGAAUUCGAGCAUCUUGGAGACGUGAUUGGUGCUCGUGUGAUUAUGGAGAGAGCCACUGGUAAAUCUAGAGGUUACGGAUACGUUGAUUUCAAGACUAAAGCAGCUGCUGAAAAGGCCCUUGAAGAAAUGCAAGGCAAGGAGAUUGACGGCAGACCAAUCAAUUUGGACAUGUCUACUGGUAAACCGCAUGCUUCCAAGGCAAAUGCCGGUGAAAGAGCUAGACAGUUUGGCGACUCCCAAUCGCCACCAAGCGAUACCUUGUUCAUUGGUAAUUUGUCCUUCAAUACCGAUAGAGAUAAAUUGUUUCAAGUUUUCGGUGACUAUGGUAAUGUCAUCUCAGCUAGAGUUCCCACCCACCCCGAUACUCAGCAGCCAAAAGGAUUUGGAUAUGUUCAAUUUUCCAGCAUUGAUGAAGCUAAAGCUGCAUUGGAAGCUUUAAACGGCGAGUACAUUGACAACAGGCCAUGCAGGUUGGACUUUUCUACUCCAAGAGAUAACAACAACAACAAUAAUAAUAAUAAUAGCAGUGGUGGUGGUUUUGGAGGUGGACGUGGUGGCCGCGGCGGUCGCGGUGGUCGCGGUGGCUUUGGAGGUGACCGUGGUGGACGUGGUGGAUUCGGAGGCAGAGAUAGAUCGAGAUCUGCCACUCCCGUUGGAACACCAACGAGGCAAUCAACCGAAUUCAAAGGUACCAAAAAGACUUUUGAUUGA
Molecule: messenger RNA, 1665 nt
Organism: Lodderomyces beijingensis
Lineage: Eukaryota; Fungi; Ascomycota; Pichiomycetes; Serinales; Debaryomycetaceae
Source: the annotation of a GenBank genome assembly